AUGUCCAAAUUAAGAGCAUUCUUCUCAUUCAACAACUCAUGGAAGUUGAACUUUGAGGGCAAGGAGAUGACCAUCGAGGUCACAUGUCAGAAGAAGGUCUUGGUCAAUGGCCAAGAAGUCACCUUCAUCAUCAACAAGAAUUUCCUUCGUCUAGAGUUCGUUUAUGAGGACCAUGUAUUCUAUAUUAGCCCAGGCAAGGCUUUGCCAUUUUUGGGAUUCAACUCACAAUUAUAUAUGGAUCAGGUCAAUGUGUUGAAUGGAAAGCCAUACACUAUUACACCAUUCAAACAAAGAUUGGCCGUUGUGAUCAUUGCCUACUUGCUCGGUGCCAUUAUCUCAUUCUGGGCACUCAUCCCUAUUUUUGUCUACUUGCUCGGUCUAUUCCUCUUCUUUAGAAGACGUACAUACACCGUUCACUCACUGCCCGCUCAACUCGUCAAUGGUGGAUCCGUUGAGGAGGGAGCUUCUACCGACGCCGCCGCUCCACUCGUCUCCAACUACACCGUAUACAACCCAAUCAUGACCGACUAUAUCCUGCCAUUGUGUGACAAGGUCAAGGGUCUGGCCAAGAAGAAUGAGCAGCCACAGCAAGUCCAAUACACCUACUCCACCAGCUCAUACAACAUGCCCGCUCAACAGCAGACUAUGCAACCAAUGCAGUCCAUGCCACAGAUGCAACAACAGCCAAUGAUGCAGCAAAUGCCAGUCCAGCAGCAACAGAUGCAGCAGCAGCAGCCAAUGCAACAGAUGCCAGUCCAGCAGCAGCAGCAGCAGCAGCAGCCAAUGCAGCACAUGCCACCAAUGCAACAACUCCAACAGCCAACCCAGACACCAAUGCAAACUGCCAUGAACCAGUCCGGUCAGCCAAACUCUCCACAGAUGCAACCAACCAUCCAGCCAAUCCAGACCAUGUACCCAAGCUACCCACCAAUCUACCAGCCAGCUCCAUACCAAUCAUACAUUCCCAUGAUGAUCCCUCAGCAGAACCAACAAGUUCAGCAGCAACAGCAGCAGCAGCCACAGAAGUAG
This is a messenger RNA of Acytostelium subglobosum LB1, 1029 nucleotides long. RefSeq lists its product as hypothetical. The record is from RefSeq and is a predicted model, not a curated record. Bases 1 to 1029 code for a protein of 342 amino acids. The transcript is spliced from 2 exons. NCBI's taxonomy places the organism in Eukaryota, Evosea, Eumycetozoa, Acytosteliales, Acytosteliaceae.